Messenger RNA from Hypoxylon fragiforme, 2744 nucleotides. RefSeq lists its product as uncharacterized. Bases 32 to 2581 code for a protein of 849 amino acids. The record is from RefSeq and is a predicted model, not a curated record. The transcript has a single exon. NCBI's taxonomy places the organism in Eukaryota, Fungi, Ascomycota, Sordariomycetes, Xylariales, Hypoxylaceae.
AAAAAAAAGGAAAAAUCCACUAUCAAUCGUCAUGUCGGCACCAGGGUCAUCGAAGCCGUCAGGCGGCCCGGGGAAGAAUUCACCACCCUCGGCGGGACCACAGGCAGGUGCGGCAGCGACGCCGGGAUCAGCAGGAUCAGCAGGUUUAACAGGCUUGGAAUCGAGCACGGAUGACGCAGACUGGCCCGAAGGACUCGCUAAAAUCGCCCCAUAUAUAGCCCAAGAGCUACUUGACAGUUCAAAAGUCGCAACACUUAGCCCUAGCUCCGAUAGGGAUAGUUUUACACAGGAGGUGUCGAAGGCGCUGAAAGCAAAGGUGAUUCCAUUCGCCGAAAUCCAGGAGCAGGCCAUCAGCAAAGAGCUCCGCAAUGCACAGGCUGCUACGACAACUGCACAAGACCAGCUCGCCGUGGAGAAGAAACUGCGCAGUGAGACGGCAAAUGAGCUUGACCAAGCAAGGAAGGAUGCCGAGAAGGCCCGAGCUGCCCAUGAGCAGUAUAUCCAGGAUCUCAGGGAUAGUCACCAAAAGGCACUGCAGAAAGCUGAUGUGCGAGAGGCAGACCUCAACGGACAGAUAAAAAAACUAAGAGAAGAUAUUGGAAAACAUAAAAAAACCAUAUCGAGACAAGAAAAUCAAAUAAAUACCAAUGAUGAGUAUACUUCAAACCUUGACUCGAAUUACAGCGAGUUGAAAAAGGAAAAUGGAAGGCUUCACAAGCGCAACAACGAGUUGCAGGAUCUUGUAGAAAAGCAAGCUUCUCAAGUCGCGAGCGAUAGGACAAAGAAGCAGCAGUUACAGGCUCGCAUCGAACAACAACAAAGAGAUUACAAGAGUAUUGAGAAGGGACAAACCUUAACAAUCACUGAUUUAGAAAAUAAGUUGAAGAUAGUCAGUGUAGAGAAGGCCGAAAUCCAGAAAAGACUGGACGACCACGAAAGGGCAGCGACUACUGCUGCUAGCAUAGCUAGCAUAGCUAGUCCUACGGGAAGCUCAGGAUCCCAAUCUUCGCGAUCGUCGGCGGGAGCAGGUACUGCUGCUAAUUUAGAUUUAGCGGCUGAGCUUGAGCCGGACCUACACGAGCAGAUCAGCACACUCAACGAUCAGAUCAAGGAACUGGCUGAUGACCAUGCCAAGUGCAAAUCGAAGCUCGACAAAUCAGACCAAGCUAAAACUGCAGCCCAACAGCAUGUGAAGGAUCUAGAAAAGGAGAUCGAGAAGCGAAGGAGCGAUUAUGACAAUCUGAAAAAGGAGCGCGACGACCUUCAGGCGCAACUCAAGAGGGCAACAGCUAAGAAUGAUGACAACGCCAAGGAAAUAAAGCGGCUGAAGCCGUUUGAGGCAAGUGUGGAUGGUCUUCAGAGGCGGGAAAGAGAACUUCAAUCUCAGUUGAAGAACAGGGCCCAGGAACUGAAGAGAGCGCAGGAUGAGCUUAAACGGCUAAAGCAGCAACGCGACGAUGACGAUAGCACCAACGCGCAAGAAGAUCCUACGGCCGGUGCCAAGUCAGAUGAUGACGUUCAGGCAGAGGGUGAUCACAAGGACGACAACGACACCAAGGCUGACGAUGACCUGCUCGAUGAGUGUAGAGCCGAUUGUGAUGCACUUAGGCAGCAGCUCGAGGACUGCAAAGACAAUGGCGAUGCACUUAAGCAGCAGGUCAAGGACCUCCAAGACCAGCUCGAGGAUGAGAAGGACAAGCAUACGGCGGACACGGCAAAUCUACAAGCUCAAGUAGAUGCGGCACGAAAUAAAUUGAAGGAAUAUGAGGAGAAACUGAAUAAGCUCCAAGACGGCACUGGCAAUGACCAUAGCGGUCUCAAAGAUUAUUUUACAAAUCUCUUCGACGAGUUGUUCAAACAAACCCGCGAGGUAAAAGCCAAGUUAGAUGAGCAAAUCAGGAUCAACAAGGACACGCAGACCCAAUAUAUCGAUCGUCUCGGCCAGAUAAAUCAGGAUAUCAACGACGACGCAAAUCCAGACAGUCACGAGGUCGCACUUAACAAGAAGAGAGCGGCGGGAGUGCAGAAGGAGAUCACCAGGAUGAACGGUAUCAUCAAUGUCUUGUUAGAGGAGAGGAACUGGUUCGAAGAAACGACUGAGCGUCUCGAAGACGCUCAGCGCAGAGCCGAAGACGUCCUAUCUAGACCGGCAUCAGACGCUGGAGACGUAUCACAGGCUGAAAUUGCACCACCACCUCCUCCUCCUCCUCCACCACCACCAGCAGUGAAUCCACCUCCACCCGGAGAUAAUGCGCUAGCUAGGAACGGGCGGGGAGGACAAGGCGGACCGGGAGGACCGGGAGGACUUCGCAGAGUGUUGGCGAACCUGUCGGCACAAAUUCGCGCGGGCGAUUUGCCACUCUGGGUCAACAUCAUCACGUUCUUUGUGAUGCUGGGAAUCAUCGUGGCACACGGGCGCGAGUUUACUACGUACAAAUCCAUCAACUCGGGGGCAGAGAAGAGGGCCAUGUACAUCAACUCCUUAGACACGCCCGGCUUUACCUUGAAGGGAACAUCUUGGGAGCUGUUAUGGGAGUUUAUCUUCGGUCUGUUGGCGCUGACUUGGGCGUGGAGUUUAUAGGUAUUUUUUUUUUAGGUACCUAGUAGGUUGGUAGCCAUAGUAUAGUUUCUUUUAGUAUCCCUGGAAACCCAUGAGGUGUAGAUGUCUGUUUUAGAGAGGGGAUUGGUUAUGGGUAAGCCAAGGUAUAUAUAAAUACAGGUGCUUCAAGGAUUCAUGUUGGUAU